This is a messenger RNA of Venustampulla echinocandica, 1152 nucleotides long. RefSeq lists its product as uncharacterized. Gene Ontology annotation, cellular component: nucleus. Bases 1 to 1152 code for a protein of 383 amino acids. Lineage: Eukaryota; Fungi; Ascomycota; Leotiomycetes; Helotiales; Pleuroascaceae. Gene Ontology annotation, molecular function: DNA-binding transcription factor activity, RNA polymerase II-specific; transcription cis-regulatory region binding. Gene Ontology annotation, biological process: regulation of DNA-templated transcription. The transcript is spliced from 4 exons. The record is from RefSeq and is a predicted model, not a curated record.
AUGCAAUUGGGCUUACACAGGCCUGAAUAUAUUCAAGACUUUUCACGAGUGGAGAGGCAGUUAAGCGUAGAAGGUAUCCAGGAUUCGGUACGGAUAUGGGCAGCUUGCUACAUUGCAGCCCAGUGCAUCACCUCUUCGAUAGGGCAGGAAUCAAUACUGAAGCCAGAUCAAAUGAUCACCCGGGCUUGUGAACCAAGCAAUAUUUAUCAACUGCCCAUCGGAUUGCAUCAACAUUUAAGAUUGAUGAAAUUCUCCGUCCAUGUCAGUAAGAUUCUGUCAGAGAACUCAAAUACCGCUUCUGGGCUUCCGGAUGAGCGAGAUCGCGUCCAUAUAAUGGACCGUCUUCAGCUUGAAUUUGAUGACCUGAAGAGCCAAUUAGAAGUCAAUGCCACAAUUGUUGAAAAAGUAUAUAUAUCUUGUACGCAGCUACAGUUGCAAGUGUUCUACUUUUUCGAAGGAAUCCAGCCAGAAAAAAGGAAGGAAGGUCUGCUGAAGUGUUACGAAACAGCAUCAACCAUGAUCGAAACAAUGAAGCGCGCCGAAUUAGAAAUAAGCUCUGUCGUCUAUUCUCCAUAUCAAUCGUACCGACUAGUGCUCGUUGCGGGUAUUGUACUCAUGCGAAUACUCAUCUCUAGUUACUCAGACCUUGUCGAUUUCAAAGUGGGAAAACAGAACUUCAAUACUUCCAUCAGGCUGUUACGUCGGUUUUCUUUGCAAGAUAAUGACACUGCGGGGCGAGGCUCCAAAAUCCUAAGUCAACUAUGGAUUCACUAUCAAAACUCGCCUCAUAUCAGAGAAAGUCCACCAAGUUUGCAGAUCAAAUCACGUCUAGGAGGAAGUCUAUUACAUGAUUCUCUUUGGAUCUGGAGGCGAGAGUGCGAUGACCAGAAAGCCUCACACCGUGGCACACGUCAGAAUUCUCCCCACAAAUCAUCCCGACAAGAUUGGGCGAACCAGCCCCUAACAAAUCCACUCCAGAGCAGUAACAGCAGCAAUGACAGCAACAACAACGAGAUGAAUGAUAUUUUGAAUUUUAGUGGCAUCGAAAACUUGGACAUUAGCUGGCUCGACGGAGCAAACUUGCUCUCGUGGCUUCUGCCGGGAACUGAUUUUAACCAGCCUACGGGUGGUCCGACAAUUAAUGUAACUUAA